GGGCCCGUAUCUUUCCACCAGCUCGUGGCCGCGCUUUCCUCCCUCUGUCACCUGACAGGUCACUGCCGCCACUUCCGGCAGCUCGCUGGACAGCACGUAAUUCGGUUCGGGUGCCGGGUUGUUGGCCUCGUUCUCCGCCGGGAGACAUGGCAGACACUGUAGUUGAUACUCGCCGCCUGCAUAGCAAGCCUCAGAAUCUGAACGACGCCUACGGACCGCCGAGCAAUUUCCUGGAGAUCGAUGUGUCCAACCCGCAGACAGUCGGAGUGGGCCGGAACCGGUUCACAACCUAUGAGAUCCGACUGAAGACAAACCUCCCAAUUUUUAAGUUGAAAGAGUCUAGUGUCCGCAGAAGAUACAGUGACUUUGAAUGGCUAAGGAGUGAGCUUGAACGUGAAAGCAAGGUUGUGGUGCCCCCCUUACCUGGAAAGGCUCUUUUUAGACAGCUUCCAUUCAGAGGAGAUGAAGGCAUCUUUGAUGACUCUUUCAUAGAGGAAAGAAAGCAAGGGCUUGAACAAUUUAUAAACAAAGUUGCAGGACACCCCUUGGCACAGAAUGAACGAUGCCUCCACAUCUUUCUGCAAGAUGAAAUUAUAGAUAAGAACUACACACCGUCUAAAAUAAGAAACGCUUAGCCAAUGGAUCAAAAUUCCGAUUCUUGUGACUGUCCAACAUGGGUUUUAUUCAUUAUAUCCUCUGCAUGUUACAAUCUGCUAUUCUACAUGUAACAAACUAACAUUUCUUCUUUUUUAAUUUGUUGCUUCUUAUUUGAGAAUGUAAUUUUUGUUUUUAUUAAAGCACAUGAAAUCCGUUCAGUCAAACUCAAGAUGCUUUAUGACCGCAAGGGCAGACUGGACCCUGCUUUAAUCUGCCCUUGAUUUGUGUUUUCUGUGCUGUG
Molecule: messenger RNA, 898 nt
Organism: Nanorana parkeri
Lineage: Eukaryota; Metazoa; Chordata; Amphibia; Anura; Dicroglossidae
Gene: SNX3
Product: sorting nexin 3
Exons: 4
Coding region: 147-635 (162 amino acids)
Biological process (GO): endocytic recycling; late endosome to Golgi transport
Cellular component (GO): early endosome membrane; retromer complex
Molecular function (GO): phosphatidylinositol-3-phosphate binding
Source: RefSeq, a predicted model, not a curated record